Fraxinus pennsylvanica is the source of this 432-nucleotide messenger RNA. The record is from the annotation of a GenBank genome assembly. Lineage: Eukaryota; Viridiplantae; Streptophyta; Magnoliopsida; Lamiales; Oleaceae.
AUGGCCUAUAAGGUUCGAGACCGGGUUGGAUAUCUCGAUCGUUUGUCAGGUGAAACGCCAGUCAAAAAGCAAAUCUUGGAGCGUUGCUUCGUUGAUAUGGUGACUGGUGAUUCAGCAAUGAAAGAGCGAGCCGCUGUUCGGUUCAAUGAUUUGGUGGGACCCACCGAUUCCGUGUCUGGGGAGCAGCUUCUCCUACCACGAAGGCUCAGAAAAAACCGAGCCUGGAUGGAACUGACCAAGAUUUGGCGAACAAAUUCAAAGGUCAGAGGCUUCGUAGCUGAGAAAGUGAGAGGCGGCUAUUCAGUAACCAUUGCAGGUUACAUUGCUUUCCUUCCAUCCCGUCCUAUGAUAAGCAGAAGGGUACCGACUGACAGAUUCAUCAUCGAGAGCAUUAACCCGAAAACCAAUAAAAUUGUGGUGGUGAGAACUUGA